Phytomonas sp. Hart1 is the source of this 247-nucleotide messenger RNA. NCBI's taxonomy places the organism in Eukaryota, Euglenozoa, Kinetoplastea, Trypanosomatida, Trypanosomatidae. The record is from the annotation of a GenBank genome assembly.
UAUUUAAAAGAAAGUGAAGUGGAAAGUAAUCAGUGCUUAGUGUUUAACAAAGCAAAUCACAAGUUUUUUUUGGAGAAUAUGACGCACAUACAAUGUGAAAGGUUAUUUCUUUAAUGGAAAAGUGUCACGAAGGGUUGAUAAAAGAGCUUAUGUUUGUAAUCUUUUCCUGUAAGCCCUUUUGUAAGCCUUGGUACUAUGCAAUUUUUGGAUACGCAUAGUAGACUUUUUUUUGAUACAAAACUACCUU